This is a messenger RNA of Scomber japonicus (chub mackerel), 1740 nucleotides long. Its product is annotated as MAPK/MAK/MRK overlapping kinase-like. The coding region runs from base 1 to 1482 and encodes 493 amino acids. Lineage: Eukaryota; Metazoa; Chordata; Actinopteri; Scombriformes; Scombridae. The record is from RefSeq and is a predicted model, not a curated record. Gene Ontology annotation, molecular function: ATP binding; protein serine/threonine kinase activity. The transcript has 12 exons. Gene Ontology annotation, biological process: intracellular signal transduction; protein phosphorylation. Gene Ontology annotation, cellular component: nucleus; cytoplasm.
AUGAUGCACUACUCAAAUUGGCUUAUUGACGUCAAAAACAGGGCAAGCCUUCGAAAUGCAUGUAAAACACCACCUAACACCGACUGGAGCAACAGGGGCAAUGUUGCGGACACGCAGAACAACAACCCACAGCCAAACACUGCAAAGACAUGCGAGCACACGGUCACCACCCACCUCUGGAAAUCAGGCUACAAAAUAAUAAAGAAAAUCGGCGAGGGCACAUUUUCUGAGGUGCUUAAAACCCAGAGCCUGAAAGAUGGGAAAUUCUACGCAUGUAAAACCAUGAAGCAGACGAUUAACAGUCUGGAGCAGGCCAACAACCUGCGGGAAGUCCAGGCCAUGAAAAGGCUCAGUCCACAUGCAAAUAUCAUCCAGCUACAUGAACUGAUUUUUGACAAAGAAACUGGAACUGUAUCUCUGAUUUGUGAGCUGAUGGAUAUGAACAUCUAUGAGUUCAUACAAGGAAGAGAAACACCACUGCCUGACCAUACAGUAAAGCACUAUAUGUACCAGCUGUGCAAGUCACUUGCACACAUGCACAGAUGUGGGAUCUUUCACAGAGAUGUGAAGCCAGAAAACAUCCUCAUCAAACAAAAUGUUCUGAAGCUUGGGGACUUUGGCUCAUGUCGCAGUGUGUACUCCAAGCCUCCGCACACAGAGUACAUCUCCACACGUUGGUAUCGAGCCCCAGAGUGCCUCCUCACUGAUGGCUAUUACAGCUUAAAGAUGGACAUCUGGAGCACUGGCUGUGUCUUCUUUGAGAUCAUGAGCUUGAAUCCUCUCUUCCCUGGAACCAAUGAGUUGGACCAGGUUGCCAAGAUCCACGAUGUGCUGGGGACACCAGAACAAAGUCUCCUCCAGAAGUUCAAGCAAUCUAGAGCGAUGCAUUUCAACUUUCAUCCUAAGAAAGGCUCUGGUCUUUCACGGUUAAUCACCAACUGCCCGGCCCCAGCUCUGUCACUGCUCUAUCAAAUGCUCGCCUAUGACCCCAAUGAACGCAUCUCUGCAGAAACAGCCCUGAGGCACACAUACUUCAGGGAAGUCAGGCUAACAGAGAAGAAAGCCGAGAGUCUUCACAGGGUUUCUGGGAUUAUGGAUGGAGUAGGGAGAAGCGGGACACAUAACUCUUUAGACCAGAUCUGGCGACCAGCUAGACUCGGCAAACAACUGAGGGGGAGACAUACACGGCAAACACCUUUAAUGAGUCACAACAUGAAGCAUGUGGCAGAGCCCCUCAUCAAACGGAACAUCCCUCAUUAUCCAACAGAGCUUCCCAAGCUCAACAUGGUUGUCCCAGGACCACAGAUUUCCUUCCCAGUCUCCACUAUGCCUGCUUUUACUGUAACUCACCAAGGCGCACUGCCAGCCAUCAUGACUAAAAAGUGCCAGUCACGGUUGGCCAAGCCCAGAGAUGAGUCACACCGUGCAACUUUCAAGACUUUCCAUAUGCCACCUCUGGAUAGGAAACACGGAGGCUACUGAGAGCCAAAAAACACUUCAAUGUUUGAAUUAAAAAUUGCCUCUGAAUACAGGGUAGACCUGUUCUGAUAAACAGAUACAGUAAUUUAAGAGGACAAUGUUUGGACAGGCCUGAUGUUGAAACCUGUAAAGCAACAAAAUUGCAAUAAAGACUGCAAAGCCUGUCAUUGCACCAGUUAUGAUUGCCACACCCUCACUGUAAUGUGAUGAAGUUUAAUGUAAUCACUACACAAACAAUGCUAAAUUAUGUCAUUAUGUUGA